AUGUCGGGGCGCCAGGGAGAAAGCAGGCAGGACACCAUCCGCCGAAGCCUCCGCAGGGGCGGCCACGGCAGCGUCGAGUCUGUGGUGCCCGGCGAGGGAGCGGCCCCCAUGAUGGAUGCGGGGGGCACUGGAGACCGGCCAGAGCCAGGGCCAGGCCUGCGCCGGGGCGAGAUCCAGUUCGGGGGGUGCGGGAAGAAGCGAGGCAGGUUCGUGAAGGUGCCGAGCGACGUGUCCCCCGCUGUGCUCUUUGACCUCCUGAGAGCCGAGUGGCACCUGCCGGCCCCCAACCUCGUGGUGUCCCUGGUGGGCAUGGAGCGGCCUUUCACCAUGAAGUCCUGGCUGCGGGACAUCCUGCGCAAGGGGCUGGUGACGGCAGCUCAGAGCACAGGCGCCUGGAUCCUGACCAGCGCGCUCCGGGCGGGCCUCACCCGGCACAUCGGGCAGGCGGUGCGCGACCACUCGCUGGCCAGCACGUCCCCCAAGGCCCGCGUGGUGGCCAUCGGCAUCGCCUCCCUGGGCCGCGUGCUGUACCGUCAGCUUCUGGACGGCGCCCAGGAGCACAGCCCUGUCCACUACCCCAUGCACGACGGCGGAGGCGGGGGCCCCCUCUGGCCCCUGGACAACAACCACUCCCACUUCAUCCUGGUGGAGCCGGGCGCCCCUGGGGAGGUGGACGGGCCGACGGAGCUGUGGCUGCGGCUGGAGAGGCACAUCUCGGAGCAGAGGACCGGCUACGGGGGGACCGGCAGCAUCGAGAUCCCUGUCCUGUGCCUGCUGGUCAACGGCGACCCCGGCACCCUGGAGAGGAUUUCCCGGGCCACGGAGCUGGCCGCCCCCUGGCUGAUCCUGGCGGGCUCGGGGGGCGUGGCGGACGUGCUGGCUGCGCUGCUCAGCCAGCCGCGCCUCCUGGUGCCCCAGGUGGUGGAGAAGCAGCUCAGAGAGAAGUUCCCCGGCGAGCAUUUCUCCUGGGAGGACAUUCUGCACUGGACGGAGCUGCUGCAGAACAUCGCCUCCCACCCGCACCUGCUUACCGUGCACGACUUCGAGCAGGAGGGCUCCGAGGGGCUGGACACCGUGAUCCUCAAGGCGCUGGUGAAAGCCUGCAAGAGCCACAGCCAGGAGCCGCGGGACUACCUGGACGAGCUCAAGCUGGCCGUGGCCUGGGACCGCGUGGACAUCGCCAAGAGCGAGAUCUUCAAUGGGGACGUGGAGUGGAAGUCCCGCGACCUGGAGGAGGUGAUGAUGGACGCGCUGGUGAGCGACAAGCCGGAGUUCGUGCGCCUCUUCGUGGACCACGGCAUGGACGUGGCCGACUUCCUGACCUACGGGCGGCUGCAGCAGCUGUACCAGGCCGUGCCCCCCAAGAGCCUGCUCUUCGCGCUGCUGCAGCGCAAGGCCGAGGAGGGCCGCCCGGCGCCGCUUGCCCGGGGGGCGCCGCCCGCGGCGCCGCCCGCCUUCUCCCUGCACGAGGUGUCCCGCGUGCUCAAGGACUUUCUGCGCGACGCCUGCCGGGGGCUCUACCAGGUGAGCGGGGCGCAGGAGGCUGGGCCGGCGCCACGGGGCCCGGCCCGGAGGCCCGCCGGCCAGAAGGGGCUGCUGGACCUGAGCCAGAGGAGCGAGAGCCCGUGGCGGGACCUGUUCCUGUGGGCCGUGCUGCAAGGCCGCCACGAGAUGGCCACCUACUUCUGGGCCAUGGGCCAAGAGGGUGUGGCCACCGCUCUGGCCGCCUGCAAGAUCCUCAGAGAGAUGUCCCACCUGGAGGCGGAGACGGAGGGGGCCCACGCCACGCGCGGGGCGGCGUACGAGCAGCUGGCCCUGGGCCUCUUCUCCGAGUGCUACAGCAACAACGAGGACCGCGCCUUCGCCCUGCUGGUGCGCCGCAGCCGCUGCUGGAGCAGGGCCACCUGCCUGCACCUGGCCACCGAGGCCGACACCAAGGCCUUCUUCGCCCACGAAGGGGUGCAGGCCUUCCUGACCAAGAUCUGGUGGGGGGACAUGGCUGCGGGCACGUCCGUCCUGCGGCUGCUGGGCGCCUUCCUCUGCCCCGCCCUCCUCUACACCAGCCUCAUCACCUUCAGAGAGGAGGCCCCCCUGAGGGAGAGCCAGGAGGACCUGCAGGAGCCGGACAGCCUGGACACCGAGCGGAGGCUGCUCUGCAGGCCUGGCAGCGGGGCGGAACAGCUGGCCGCAGCGCCGAGGACCCGGGGCAGGCGAGGGCCCCGGGCGGCCUCCCUGCUGGCGCGCUGGCGGAAGUUCUGGGGCGCUCCGGUGACCGUGUUCCUGGGGAACGUGCUCAUGUACUUUGCCUUCCUCUUCCUCUUCACCUACGUCUUGCUGGUGGACUUCAGGCCCCCGCCUCAGGGGCCCUCAGGGCCUGAGGUCACCCUUUACUUCUGGGUCUUCACCCUGGUGCUGGAGGAGAUCCGGCAGGGCUUCUUCACGGACGAGGACACGCACCUGAUGAAGAAGUUCACGCUCUACGUGGAGGACAACUGGAACAAGUGCGACAUGGUGGCCAUCUUCCUGUUCAUCAUCGGCGUCGCCUGCAGGAUGCUGCCCGCGGUGUUCGAGGCCGGCCGCACGGUCCUGGCCAUCGACUUCAUGGUGUUCGCACUCCGCCUCAUCCACAUCUUCGCCGUCCACAAGCAGCUGGGCCCCAAGAUCAUCAUCGUGGAGCGCAUGAUGAAGGACGUCUUCUUCUUCCUCUUCUUCCUGAGCGUGUGGCUCGUGGCCUACGGCGUGGCGACUCAGGCGCUGCUGCACCCGCACGACAGCCGCCUGGAGUGGGUGUUCCGCCGCGUGCUCUACCGGCCCUACCUGCAGAUCUUCGGGCAGAUCCCGCUGGACGAGAUCGACGAGGCCCGCGUGAACUGCUCCGCGCACCCGCUGCUGCUGGAGGGCUCGCCCUCCUGCCCCAACCUCUACGCCAACUGGCUGGUCAUCCUUCUGCUGGUCACCUUCCUGCUGGUCACCAACGUGCUGCUCAUGAACCUGCUCAUUGCCAUGUUCAGCUACACGUUCCAGAUGGUGCAGGGCAACGCGGACAUGUUCUGGAGGUUCCAGCGCUACCACCUCAUCAUGGAGUACCGGGAGCGCCCUGCGCUGGCCCCGCCGUUCAUCCUGUUCAGCCACCUGAGCCUGGUGCUCAAGAGGGUCUUCCGAAAGGAGGCCGGGCAGAAGCGGGCACGCCUGGAGAGAGACCUGCCGGAGCCCCUGGACCAGAAGAUGGUCACCUGGGAGGCGGUGCAGAAGGAGAGCUACCUGAGCAAGCUGGAGAAGCGCAGGAGGGACAGCGAGGAGGAGGUGCUGCGGAGGACCGCCCACAGGGUUGACAUGAUGGCCAAGCACCUCGGGGGGCUGAGAGAGCAAGAGAAGCGCAUCCGGGGCCUGGAGUCACAGGUCAACUGCUGCACGGCCCUGCUGUCCUCCCUGGCCGACAGGCUGGCCCAGGGCACUGCCAUCCCCGAUGCCCGGAACCCUGGCACCAGAAGCCACCAGGCCCCUGCCGGGCCUGGAAGGGGCCCAGGGUGCAGGGAGCACCUGCAGGCGAGCCCGCUGCCCUCGGACACCUGA
Molecule: messenger RNA, 3573 nt
Organism: Pteronotus mesoamericanus
Lineage: Eukaryota; Metazoa; Chordata; Mammalia; Chiroptera; Mormoopidae
Gene: TRPM5
Product: transient receptor potential cation channel subfamily M member 5
Exons: 26
Coding region: 1-3573 (1190 amino acids)
Biological process (GO): calcium ion transmembrane transport
Cellular component (GO): plasma membrane
Molecular function (GO): calcium-activated cation channel activity; ligand-gated calcium channel activity
Source: RefSeq, a predicted model, not a curated record